Molecule: messenger RNA, 1181 nt
Organism: Williopsis jadinii
Lineage: Eukaryota; Fungi; Ascomycota; Saccharomycetes; Phaffomycetales; Wickerhamomycetaceae
Exons: 2
Coding region: 43-702 (219 amino acids)
Source: RefSeq, a predicted model, not a curated record
ACUUCUGUGUAUCUGAGGUUGUACCAUAAAGGACAAAUACAAAUGACAAAUAACAUUAGAGAUCCCGGUAGCGAUUCUGGCGAAUCAAUCAAGAGGACCAAACAAGGUCGUUUUUCGUGGGUUAAGAGGUUUAUACAAUCAAAGAGCAUGCCACCACAAAAGGAACAUUUUAAAAGAGACCACAUAGCGUUGAAUCAUCGUUCUUCAAAGAGCGAGGAUAAUGGUGCUGGAAACUCAAGGAAAACUGCUCGGUUCCAAGGUAAACAGGAGGAUGAUGAUUCGUCUACAAAUGCGGGGGCACAGAGUGUAAAUUUUGAGAAUGAUUCACGUAAGGCUUAUUCCAAGUCUCCAUCAAUCGCUGAUACAAGUGUCACUACACGUUUUGACAACGCCAGCACACGCCCUAUGAUAUCAAUAUCCACCAUAUCUGCAAGGUCAUCUACGUUUUCAGAUCAUUCCCACCAGACUUCAAACACAGUGCAGUCUGAUCACCCAACGCUUUUCACAAACGCCAGUACUACGGGCAUUCCGCCUGCUAGUAUCAUGGAUAGAAGAGACCAUGUGAACAGACAGCUGAGUAUGAGCAGCCAUCUCUACACUACGAACAAUUCGAGUAAUCACACUUUCAACACAGUCAUGUCACCAGUAUCUGUACCCAACAUGACCCAGCACAACGAUGAAUCCUCUGAAGUAUCCAAGUAGGAAAACAUGGCUUUCUCGUUUGGUUUGUGUGAACACCCUGUUUUGAACUGUGAAAAAUUGUUUGGGUGCCAAAUUAUCGAUGUAUUUAUAGCCGCUGACGUGAGCCUUACUCUUUCUCCUUUUCGGUUUUGUGUCAUCUUGUUUUAUAAGUUCGUUAUCAGCAGCUCAAAUUUGUUGAUGUUCCUUACUCAUAUACACCUUUUCGACUCAACCAGACAGCCAACACUUGAAGAUGAAAUCUAAACUCGUGAAGAUAGGCACUUUCAUGAUGCUUGUGCUUUAUUCUGCUCAGUAUGUGCAGUCUUUGGAAACAAGGGAGUUUGAAAAGAAGCCCUUAUACGUGAACCCAGAUCCUAUAGACGAUGACACAAACACCGACCGAGAUGUUGAUGAUAUUGAUUUCUACAGUCUACGGUACUACCCUUCUCGUUUGUUUAUACCAAGCACUUUGACUGAUUAUAUCUUGUUAACCCUCACAG